UUUGAUUAUUCUGAUAGCAAAUUCCAGAAGCUCUUGCAAUUGAUUGAUAAAAACAUGGACAUUCAAGACAGUGUUUGGAUGCAGCUGUACAAAGCCUUUCCAGCCCUUGUGAAAUACUUGCCAGGUCCCCAUCAGACCCUUCUUAACAUUUGGAGAAAUCUCAAAUCCUUUGUGAGAGAAAUAGUUGACAAGCACAAAGAAGAUUGGAACCCACAUGAAACAAGAGACUUCAUUGAUGCUUAUUUGAACGAAAUGGCCAAGGAAGACGCUGCUCCCAGUUUCCAUGAGGAAAACCUGCUACAAUCUGCACUGGAUCUUUUUGCUGCCGGAACAGAGACGACUUCCGCAACGGUCCGCUGGGCUCUGCUGUACAUGGCCCUUCACCCAGACAUCCAAGCAAAAGUCCAAGCAGAAAUCGAUUCCGUGAUUGGCCAGUCACGACAGCCGGCAGUGGAGGACCGGGAUCGCAUGCCCUACACCAACGCAGUCAUUCACGAAGUCCAGAGGAUCGGCAACAUCGUGCCUCUAAAUGUGCCCCGGAUGGCCACGAGGGACACGACCCUGGCUGGGUUUUUCCUGCCCAAGGGAACUGUCAUAAUGCCCAGCCUGACCUCCGUGCUGCUUUGCAAGGAUGAAUGGGAAACUCCCAAUGUGUUCAAUCCUGACCAUUUCCUCGAGAACGGGAGCUUCAGGAAAAGGGAAGCGUUCAUCCCGUUCUCUGCAGGGAAGCGCGUGUGUCUCGGGGAGCAGCUGGCCAGGACGGAGCUUUUCCUUUUCUUCACUGCUCUGAUCCAGAAGUUCACUUUCCAGCCUCCAGAGAAUGUGACACUAUCCUGCAACGCCCGGGCAGGCUUUACACUGGCUCCUCCACCGUACCGGAUACACGCGUUCUCUCGCUGAUGGAAGCCACGUGAUCCUUGGCCAGCUGUCAAUUCCCUCCCCUUCUGUUCCUGGGGGCCAUGGUGGAAGCUGUGGCAGCCACGGUCCCUUGCUGUGCUUUGCCGGGGUGGGGAAUGGUUGUGCAUGUUUAAUGUCAUGGGACUGG
Varanus komodoensis (Komodo dragon) is the source of this 1045-nucleotide messenger RNA. RefSeq names its product cytochrome P450 2J2-like. Gene Ontology annotation, molecular function: iron ion binding; oxidoreductase activity, acting on paired donors, with incorporation or reduction of molecular oxygen, reduced flavin or flavoprotein as one donor, and incorporation of one atom of oxygen; heme binding. Gene Ontology annotation, biological process: xenobiotic metabolic process. NCBI's taxonomy places the organism in Eukaryota, Metazoa, Chordata, Lepidosauria, Squamata, Varanidae. The annotation marks the transcript as partial. Gene Ontology annotation, cellular component: intracellular membrane-bounded organelle; cytoplasm. The record is from RefSeq and is a predicted model, not a curated record. The transcript has 6 exons.